Molecule: messenger RNA, 786 nt
Organism: Microsporum canis CBS 113480
Lineage: Eukaryota; Fungi; Ascomycota; Eurotiomycetes; Onygenales; Arthrodermataceae
Exons: 1
Coding region: 1-786 (261 amino acids)
Source: RefSeq, a predicted model, not a curated record
AUGGCUACCGGCAAUGCAGGCAAUGCAGACCUACCCACCGAUGAUACUCUAGACCAGUUGGUCGACACUAAUCGCCACAUUCUGUCACCAGAAGGAGUGUCCGCGGCAAUGCGGAGAGAAUUUGUUGAUAUUAUCCGGCCUAUUAAACUAAAUCUAUGUCCAACCGAGGACGUUACCGAUACCGAUAUUACUCGCUUUUUAGCGAGGGUCUUCCAGCAAUGGACAACAAGGAGACCACACUCCAAGCCUGGAAAGAUAUGGGCACAGGCGUCAUUUGAAGAUACAGCUGUAGAGAUUGGUACACUUACAAGAUAUUUACCAACUUCAGCUACUACAAAAGCUGACCGUGCUAAUGUAUACGACCGGGAGCCCCCUGGCUCUCAGACUAACAACUCUCGAAAGCGGGGUGCACCUAUAUUUAUUCGGGCAGUUAUGAAUGACGGCCUCGACUCAGUGAACUUUCAGUUUUUAGACGAGAACUCUAAGAUGGUAUCCGGGAAGCAAGGAAUAUACUUCUCUGAGCUAGACAAGGCAGAUAUAUACUUCUUAGCCAUGGAACGCCAUGAUGCCUACUACGCUGGCAGAGUUCACGAAUAUAAUCAGGCUAUUGGGGUAUUCCUUGCACGAAACCGCCUCCAAUUCUGGAGGCAAGGAAAUCCCGUGUAUACGAGGCCUGAGGAGCCGCAAAACCUCAUCAUUCAGUUUGACCUCUGCCGAAAUCUCGGCAAACAUAGAGAGCAAGCGCUCGCAAAAUUGCGGGCUUUGCCCGCGCCAAGUUAUCAAUGA